Dreissena polymorpha is the source of this 843-nucleotide messenger RNA. RefSeq names its product potassium voltage-gated channel subfamily H member 6-like. Lineage: Eukaryota; Metazoa; Mollusca; Bivalvia; Myida; Dreissenidae. The coding region runs from base 318 to 776 and encodes 152 amino acids. The record is from RefSeq and is a predicted model, not a curated record. Gene Ontology annotation, cellular component: nucleus. The transcript has 3 exons.
UACAGUGCUUUUCUUCACGGACGUGAAGAAGUAAAAGCAUUUAAUCGAAUACUCUACCACUUAUAAAACAACACCGUAGUGGAUUAUAAUAACGUGGAUUAUUUUGUACAACACAGUUUCCGGAUAAUGUUUCUUAUGUUUUUUAAUGAGUGUGGAUUUACUCGAUAAAGGCGUUGGCAAAGUAUUGAUAAUUAAGCAGAUUCUACGGCUAUGUACCGCUUUCUUGGGCGUUAUGUGUAUUCGUGAUAUAAACUGACCCUGCGUCUUACGGAACGAUCCAGUUGCUCUCUAAGGGUUACGAGCGACGCUGACCGGAAAUGCCCGUCAGAAGGGGUCAUGUGGCCCCGCCGAAUAUAUUUAUCGACACGAUCAUCCGCAAGUUUGACGGACAGAAUCGCAAGUUUGUGAUCGCCAAUGCCCAGAUAGAGUCGAGUCCUGUGAUCUUUUGUAACGAUGGUUUCUGUGAGCUGUCAGGGUACUCCCGCGCCGAGGUUAUGCAGAAGGCGUGCCUGUGUGACUUCCUGCACGGACCGCUCACCAGCGCCAUGGCAAUCAUGCAGAUACGUGAUGCACUGCAGGGGUCGGAGGAGAAACAGGUCGAGAUCCUGUACUAUAAGAAGGAGGGUUCAAAGUUCCUCUGCAGUGUACUGGUGGCGCCCGUAAAGAACGAGCAUGGGGAGAUAAUCCUGUUCAUUAUAAACUAUGAGGACAUCACAGACGCCCCAAAUAAAGUCCCAACUCUACCAGAAAUCCGAAAUCUUAGAAACAGUAAUUGAUUUUGGUGUUUUAAUUGUUUGCUUCCUGUUUAUGAAUUGGUUUCAUUAUACAAAAUGGUAUAGUCAG